GUCGGCGGGGCUGCUGGGCCGGCGGCCAGCGUCUCCCGUCGCGCGGCAGGUGGUGCCGCGCCGGCGCAGCCUCUUGCUGCUGGGCGCCGGGAGACUGCCCAGAUGGGGAGACGCGGGCUGGCUGCAUUGUCCUAGAGCCUUCCUGAGGAAUCCUGUUUCUUUGGAGAGGCCUUUGUGCUGUGUCAGGACCGCUGUCAGGGACCUGGGGAGCGAUAGAUGGAGGAGGGCUUUGAGCUCAACAGUUGUCUGCAGAGCCAGCAUAUCAUCAUCCUGUUUUUCACCUGGAUGCUUUUUCCCUGAGGCCGAGACCCGAUGAAUGAGAGAGGUCACUGUCUUUUGCCCACCAAGGGUCCGUCUGAAUGAUGCUCAUCUUUUCCGCGCCUUCCCUUGCUUCCUCUCGGCAGAGGUGGGACUUUUGUCCCCAUUAUAAAUGCGGCAGUCUAACAGCGUCUCGAUACUGCCACUAACCACAACGUCCCUCUUAAGGGAGCUACAGGAAGACAUUGGGGGAUGGAGUUGCUCCAUUUCUCCACAAGUCUGAAAACAUAUCUCCAGCCUCUCCUGGAGUUACCAUGAUGGGCUCCUGCUCUCCUGGAAGGUGCCUGCAGGUGAUAAGGAGAGCGGGCAGAGCUGAGAAGGCUGAGACUCCAUUCACUGAUUCAGUGGAUAUUGUGUACAUACCAGGUGCCAGGGAGUGAGACAGAUACAGGCCUGGCCCUCGUGGAGCAAGCCUUAUGGAAGAAUACGUAGUCCCUGGGUGCAGCAGACUGUUAUAGUGCUCAGCUGCUUACCGAGAGGGUUGAAGUUUGAGUCCACCCAGAGGCACCUUGGAAGGCCUGGCGAUCUGCUUCCGAGAAACCAACCAUUGAAAACCUUAUGGAGCACAGUUCUAUGCUGACACACGUCGGGGUGCCAUGAGUUGGAAUGGACCUGAUGGCAGCUGAUGUGGUGUAGGACACAAGGCAGGACUAGGGCAGGUUCAGGAUCCUCUCCUCAUCUCAGGCCCAGCAGCUCCUCCAGGACACAGCUUGGCUGUCAAGGGUGAGAGCCCCGGAGUGUGUGGAUUUCACCGCCAACCUGAAUCGUCACUUAGGUCCAAGGCUGUGUCCACCCUACAACUCCCCCGACCCAGGCGCAGUUCCAGACAAGGAAAGUAUUUGUUCAUGGGGACCGUGGUCAUUCUCACACUGGCCUUGGAUCCACCCAGGCCUAAUAUUAAUCCCUCACUUACAGGGAGUUACAAUAAACAAAUACAGAUGCGCACGUGUGCAUGUUAGGUUGUGACAGGUGCUGUAAAGAAAUGAAGCGCAGCAAAGAGGUGGAGACUAGUAGUGACUAUUGCUUUGAAGGGUAGUCAGGUGAGGCGGCUUAUGCAGAGAAUCAGAGAAGAGCACUGUAGGGAGAGAACAGCAAGUGCAAAGGUCCUGGGGUAGGAGAGUGUGUGAUGUGCUCAGGGAAGGGCAGGAGAACAGCAUGGCUGGAGUGAAAUGAGCGAGAGGAGGGUGGUAGGAAUGACACUGAGGAGGCUGGACAGGUCUGGCAUUUCGAAGGUGACAGGAAGCCAUUGGAAGGCCCAGGGCCAGCUCAGGUCCCAGGUCCCCAGAGCUGCUCCUGUGUCCUGAAGACCAUGGUGCUUGUGCAGCCUGGCUGGGAGAGCUGCUCCCUUCUCAGGCCGUAAGUCCUGGGUCCUUUUGUGGGCCCGAAUGACCAGGGAGCAGAUGAGGCGCCAUCUGACAGCAGGAGCAGAAGGGGUCUGUCCUGGGUGCUAGGUGGGCAGGGUCUGGGAGGGACCAGCUCCAGGAAGUUUAGGGGGUGGAAUUGGGCAUGUUCAUUCCAAACAAAUCUACGGGGGCCUCUCAGGUGAUACCAGCUUGAAAGUAGUUCUCUCUCCGAGGGUGGGAGACAGGAGUGGAUCAAGAUGAGCCUCGAAUGCUACUCCCAGAAGUUGGGGUUUUGUCCUUUAGUCAUUAGAGGUAUGGACGAGCCUUACACAAAGGAACACCCAGUCUGGCUUUUCAGAGGUAGCGCUUUGACACCCAUGCUGUAAUGGACAGGGAAAAUAGGCUGGGAGACCAGUCAGGAGGCUUUUCAGAAUUUUGGAAGAGCUCCUUCUGGGAUUGCUGGUUGAGAGGGGUGGUGGUUGGCCCACAGUAGGUGAUGUCACUGAGUGGUUUCAUGGAGUCACUGAGCACAUCCAGGGCGCCCUGGGGUCGGGGACUUGUCAGGAAGGGAGGCGCUCCUCGUCCCUUGGGUGGAGCCCCGAUAGUUGGCGGCCAUCACUGGUUCCUGAGGAGGACUAGGUCCACGUCCUUCUGGUUGCCCAGUGCAGGCUGCCUCCUGAGCCACCUGGGCAGACGGUUGUGAGGAGUCGGAAAACAAGGACAACACAUUGUGGGCGUCAGCACACAGGUCUCAGCCCCUCGUGCCUGCAGUGGCACGCAGGCUGAUGGCAGCACCGCCACAAGGCGGAUGCAGAGGCCCCGGUUUCUGAGUGGGUCUGGGCACAUCUUGCUCAGGGCUGUCCUGCUGCAGCUCGUUAUGCCCCGGGGGUGUUGCUCAGCACACCCUCCCGCUUCCUCUCCUUAGGCAGCAACAGACAAGGCCUCAUCCCUUCGCCAAAGCCACCUUUCCAGGGCUGGAACUGGGGUGUACACCCCCCUCCGCCCCAGAGCCAUUCUGGGCUGCUAUGCCUGCUUCCAGGACUGGUUCCAGCUUCAUUGCCUUUCUUUCUCUCGAGAUCAGCUGUGUAUUGUUACGUAAGUUAUAACGUAGUUAUGUAUACGGUUAUAUAUAUGUAUACACACAGCUGUAAUUAUGUGCACAGUUAUAUACAUGUAUACACCCAGCUAUAGUUAUAUACAGUUAUAUAUGCGUACACACACAGCUAUAAUUAUAUACAGUUAUAUAUAUGUAUAUAUGUAACUAUAGUUAUGUACAGUUAUGUAAAUGUAUACACCCAGCUAUAGUUAUAUACAGUUAUAUAUGUACACACACAGGUGUAAUUAUAGUUUCAUGUAGGUAUAUACACAGCUGUAGUUGUAUACACAGUUACAUAUACGUAUACACACGUAGUUAUAGUUACACAUGUAGUCAUAUAUACAUGUACACACACAGCUGUAAUUACACACACAGUCGUAUGUAGCUGUGCAGUUGUGUGCUGCAUUCUGUCCUGCGAAUCCCGUGUGUUUGUAACAGCAGGGUGGUCCUGGUUAGCUCAGCCCAGCGUGUUGCGGAACCAUUGAAGCCUGGCCUGGUUUUACUCCCUUUUGUUCAUCUCAUUCAGCUUUCUUUAAAUGACAAAGUAUCGAUAUGAUUUUGCUUGAGUUCACAGAAGAAAAAGAAGCGAAGCAGAAGCUGAAGGUUGCUGAUUCUCAGGUAAAUUUUUCUUCAGAGCAGGAUCUAUUCAAUUUUUAAAAACUUCCUAAAGUUAAAAAGAAUUACGGAAGCCUUUGGGAGGCUGGGGUGAAUAGGUGUUUAUACACACACAUCUGUUUGUAUGCAGCCUGUUUCCAGGUUUUAAAAACAAUGAGUCGUUCUAAAAACAAAAAUCGGAAGUUAUUACUGAGUUUCAAAACAGAAAACUAACACUCUACUCCCUCCCCUUUUUAAUAAAGGAAGAGAAUAAAGUUUAAAGUUCAGUGAAACCUGUGAGAUCCGGAACUCGACAGGACUCUCUUGUUUUCCUGGGUCUCGUGACUCUUCUGCCUUUGACAGGGUGCAGUCUUACCCCUUUACUGCCACUUAUUUUAGUGGAAAACGUUUGAGUUUUCCUUCUUUGACAGGUUUCGGCCUUACACGGGUUCCAGCUUUCAUAGGCUUUACUGGGCAAAAGUUACUUUUAUAGUACAAAUUCCAGCUGACCUCUAAGCAAAUUAUCCUGUAAAGUGACAGAUGGUACUUAAAAAGGGAAGAAGUCUUCACAGUGGGGACAUGGGCUGUGGGAGCAGGCAGGCCUGGAUUGGUCUUGGCUCUGCCACUUCUGGUCUGGUGACUGCAGAAACUUACUUUCUCUCCUGGUCUCUGUUUCCUCAUCUGUAAGACAGUAAGUGGUAGGGGUAAUAGCUGUUCUGGAGGUUACUAGGCAGGUUAAUGAGGUAAGCUACUCAGUGGCUCAGCGCAGUGCCUGGCUGCGCGUGAGGGAAGCAGUGCUCCCCACCGGCAUGUGAAAAGCAAAAUGUCACCUUUUUACUGGUAAAGGCCAGGUUAGAACAAGAUUGGACUUCCUCAGGCUAGAUGGCAGCCAGACAGACUUACCUGCCGGUGCUGGGUGCACAGAUGGCCGCAGGCCUCUCCCGCCUGGCCUACCACCAUGCAGUCCUUGGCCUGGGGAGCAGUGCAGGUAUCUUAGAGGACAGCCGGCUCCAAGAGAGGACAGAAGAGGCUGGUGUCCUUCUCCUGGACAUGCCAUCCUGCUAACUCAUCCACCUGUUGGAGAGGAGGCAGCGGGGGACAAGAGGCCAGGACACUUCAGGGGAAAUGCCUCCUCCUGGAGCCAGCCCCUGACCCAGAGCAGUGACUCAGGACGUGUUGGCUCUGACGCUGACAGCAUCCAAACCGGGCACGUCCGCACACACCGUGGCCAGAGGCUGCCCAGGACAGGCGACAGAUGAGGAGACUUAGGGGCGCACAGGGGCCGUGUCCAGAGGCUGCCCAGGACAGGCGACAGAUGAGGAGACUUAGGGGCGCACAGGGGCCGUGUCCAGAGGCUGCCCAGGACAGGCGACAGAUGAGGAGACUUAGGGGCGCACAGGUGCCGUGUCCCGUUAGUGUUUUUGAAAAUCACGUGUGUACAUGAGUAAAUGCGCACAUGUGAUUGUGUGAGAAAAGGCCUGGUAGAUGUGUUUAAACAGCUAACUGGUUAUCUGUUGAAUUGCCAAGGAUUUUCAUUUUUUAUAUUUUACAUUUCUUUAUCAUUUUAAAUAUUUUCACAGUGUGUAUCUUAUAUUUAAUCGACUUGAUGGCAGCAAGUUUAUAUUUUUAAUCAUUAAGAAUUAAAAAAGUAUAAAAGUAAAGGUGGAUAUAGAACUGAGUAGUGUGACCUGAUUUCAUAAAAUAUUGGUGCAGAAAAAAAUACCCAGAAGGAAAACCGUUAACUGUGAUCAUCUGAGUGGUGAGGUUAAAGGUAAUUUUCGUUUUUAAAGUUUUUGUCUGUGGUCUCAUUUUUCUCAGCAUGAUUUAAUUUACUUCUAUACCUUGAGACAACUAGUUGAAAGUAACUUCUAUAAGCCAGAGAGGGGAUCUUAAAAACCAAGUGAGUGGGCAUUUAACUCCGGAGGACAUUUCUGGUGACUCCCUGUCAAGGCCUGUAUCCAGUGCCAGAGGGUGACCACAUGCCCAGUGGGUGCCAUCUGAGGACAAGGUGUUGCUGAACUAAUUGUGUCAGCUAAUGUAUGGACAGAAGUUCCCUGCAUAGGUUUGUAUUGUGUUUCUUACUGGUGACAUGCAAUAUGAGUGUUUAUCAUCACCAGGAGCACAGCAUCUGAAUACUCAGCUGUGUGUUUGCAUUAUUUAAGGUUAAAGCUCCGGUAACAGAGACCCAGAAAAUACAGCAUUUCAAACAAAAACCAUGAUUUCUCACAUUAGAGCUCAGAGCUAGGUGGGUGACCACAGACCAGUGGAUGGUCUGCCCUCAGGGUUCUCCAGGGACCCUGGCUGUUCUGCCCAUCUGUGGGGCUGCCCUUUUGGCAUGGCUAGAGCCAGCUCAACAGCACCAUGGAGGGGAGAGUGUAGAGGGCAAGCAGUGCCCUUUUAAAAGGUGUGCACAUAUCACCUCCAUUGCCAUCCCACUAGCUGGACCUUAGUCACCCACCACACCUCACUCCAGGGGAGGAAAUGCAGCUGUCUGCUGGAUGGCCAUGUGCCUUUGGUGGCUUAACAGUGGUAGUGACUGUGGGGUUUUCGUUACUAAAAGGAACAUGGGACGUGUGGAUGCUGAGGGACCUUUAGUCUCUGUACUGUUGACCCCCUGCUAUCACGUAGACCCUCUAUCCACACACAGUAUGCUCAGUGACUGCCUCUGGGCAGAGCCCAGGGUCUGUGGUGAUGUGUGGCCUUCAUCAGACACCAAUGUGGCUUCCAACAAUCAGUGAUCUGAACUCAAGUUUUCCACACCCCGCCUCUCAUGUGCAGCUGGGGAGCAGGGCCACUGCAGUGAGUCCUUGCACUCAGGAAAGGGAAGAAGGAAAAUGCAUGGCAGCCCCUGGGCCAUCACAGGAUGGAGUCCUGCUGGGUGGCACAUCCUAGCAGCUACUGAAGCAGAAAAUUUGUAUGACCCAUCACCCAGCAGUUACUCUCCUGGGGGUGUACCCAGCAGAAAUGAGGACUUAGGUCUACUGACAGACACGAGCAGGAAUGUUUGUAUCAGCUUUGUUCAUUAUAGCCCAAAGUAGAAACAACCCAACUGUUCAAUAGAAUGGAAAAAUGAUUGUGGCAUGUUCAUAAAAUGGGAUACUACACAGUGAAAAAAAAUGAACUAUCACCAGCACGGAUGAGCUCCGCAGCCCAGCACGUCUUUCGAGUGUAAGCAAAGACAUCUCUGGGUGAUGAUUGCACACCUUGGGAAUGUACUAGACACCGCUGCAUUAUACACUUUUAAAAUGGUGAAUUUUAUGGUAUGUAAAUUUAAGGUAUAUGUGAAAUAAAAAGGAGACACAAAAGAGAACUAUGAUUCCAUUUAAAAGAAACCGCAAACAGGCAGAUUUAUAUUCUUGGAGAUGGUUACCUUGUAGGGGAGUAUCGAUGGGGAGGAAACAAGAGGAAGUCUUUUUAGCUGACAAAUGUUAGAUGUGUUGAUCUGGGUGGUGGUUACACAGAUGUAUACAUGAAAAAUUCAUCAAGCGGUACAAUUCAGAUUUGUGCACCUGGCUGUAGGCAAGUUACGGCUCACAGAUAAAAUGCUUUUGAAAAGCUACCCUCCCCUGACAGUAGUGGAUGUGUUGGUUCACCAGCAGAUCUGCUCUGUGCUCCUUUCCGUUUUGUCCCCUGUGGCCCUGGUCUCACCCUCUGAGGGAUGGAAGCUUAUCCACUGUAACCCACCGUUCAUGGGGACUGCACAGCACUCCCCAUGCCGAUGAAGAUUGGGGCCUGGCUGUAGCCUGAUGGAGUCAUCUUAGAUUGAGUUCCCUGGAGAUAGACUGAGCUGGGAAGUUGUGUCCAGCAUGUUCAUUCAGGAGAGCUCUCUGGGCAUAGAGCUAGAAGGAAGGCAGAGUUGGAUAUAGGGAAGAGCUGACCCACGGUGACCCCUGGGUUGGGAUGACCUUCAGAGUUGUUCCUAACUGAGGCAAAGAGCCUGGGCCUUUAGGUUCAGAUUGUCAGUCAGUCAUGGACUGUUGAUGUGGUCCUCAGCAUUCUCUGGUUGCCUCCCGAGAUUCCCAGCCCCUAGUGUGCACGUACCUUGGUCUUCAGUAUUCUAUGGUUGCCUCCUGAGAGUCCCAGCCCCUAGUGUGCACCUGUCUUCUCCCAGUUAUUCAGACACUAACCUGCUGCUCUGAAGGGCUUGUGCAGGUGUGAUGAAGGCCCCAAGUCUGUUGACCUGAGAUAUCCAGGUGGGCCCUUUAAGAGCAGGAUGGUUUCUCCAGAAGAGAAGCCAAGUUUUAAAGCACAGGAAGGAUCCAGCACACCAUUGCUGGCUCAAAGGUGGAGCACCCCAUGGCAAGGAAUGCAGGCAGCCUUUAGGAGCUGAGCACAGCUCUUGGUUGGCAGCUGCAAAGAAAUGCUGACCUCAGUCCUACCAUCAUGGGGAAUUGAAUGCUGCCAGCCAUGUGAGUAAGUUUGGAAACAUUCCCCCCGGGCCCUCCAGAUGAGCACUGUAACUGCAGCCUUGUGUGACCCAAGCAGAGGGCCCUGACCAGACUGAGGUAAUAAAUGUGUGCUGUUUUAAGAGGCUGAGUUCGUGGUCAUUUGUUAUAUAGCAGUGGAUAGCUAAUAAAGUUGCCAUCCCCUGGGGAAGGUAUAGCCUUGGUCAGGUGCUCUGUCUGCCUGAAGGCAGGUCCCUGUGUGAGAGUCCCCAGAGCUGGAGGGGGUUGUGUGCCUGGCCCUGGAGAGGGUUCUGGGCAGAGCACCAUAGUGACCACAUAAAAGUGAAUAAUCACAGACUUUUUUCUUCUAAAAAAUACGUAUAUUUUGUAAAUAUUGAAGGAUAUAGCAUAUAUGCAGUAAAGAGCCCAGGUCUGAAGCUAUGGCUCAACAUAUUUCCAAAGUAAGCACACCUGUAUAACUCUGAUCACAAUAUAGAUUUCCAGCAUCCCAGAAGUCCCCCUUGUGCCCCUGCCAGUCAUCAUCUUCCCCAACGGUAAUCACUAUUUCGAUUCUGUCAGCAUGGAUUGCGCUUUUUGGACUUCGUAUAAAUGGAACCAUGAAGUACGUACUCCUUUGUGCCUGACCACCAAAGGUCAACAUCACAUCUGUGAGAUUUGGCAAUGCUUUUGUGUGUGGCAGUUUUUUUUUUUCAUUGCUGUAUAUUAUUCUGUUAUGUGAGUAUUCCUGUUUACCCAUUCUUAAGUCGAUGGAUACUUUGGUUAAGUGUAAUACGCCUAUGAGCAGACUUCUACAGGGCAGGCUUGUGGCUUCUUCAACAAUAUAUUUUCCUUGAAAAUGUAAUGCAGUUCUGUGCUGCCUGCUCUCUGGGAGCUCCCUGUGCAAGAACCACAACCCAGCUCCAGUUCUUAAAUCUGCAGAGCCCUGCUUUGUGUGCUGGCUUCUGUGCUAGGCCCCGCCCUCCUCUCAUUUUUUGACAAUUAUGGUAUCUGAAACAGGAGGACUUGGAUAGUGAGGUAAUACCUAUUGCUUGAGCUUGCAGCUGGGCAGGCUCCCACUGUCUGAUAAGAUCCCUUAAUGAGAAGACUCGAGAGGCAGCUGGCUUUUCUAAUCCUGUGAGAUCCUAGAUUAAUGGAAACGACUAAAUUAAUGGAAACGACUCGAUAGCACUAUUUUUUUUCAUACUUUUUACUGAUAAAAUGCAGGUGUUGUAGAGAGAGUCACCUUAUUAGAGCCAUAUCUUAUUUUUUCUGCUUAAAAAUGGUUUGAUUUUCAUUAAACUUCAUUUCUUUUAUAAUACUUUGCUCUAGAAGCACAAAGAACUAGCCAACACAGGCCGACAUUAUGGCCUCCUAGCCCCUUUUCCUAGAGCUAACUAUGAGGUUGGUGGGUAGACAUAUAGCUUGCCUUCCAGUUUUACCAAAUCCUUUGCCCUGACAUGCUAAUACUGAUUUCCUUACAGCCUGACUGCUAAGCCAGCGCCACAUGUUUUAGUUUUUUAUUUUGUCAUGACCCCAUUGCAAGGGGCUGAAUUUGUAAUAGGGUAUAAGCUAAACCACGGUAAAAAUACACUGGUGCAGAUGAGGUGGUUGAUCGCUUACGUAGUCCAGAUGAUGGUGGGUGGUCCAGGGUAGGUCAGUACUUGGCUUUUUGAGAUCAUCCAGGAACCAAGACUACUCCUAGUUUCCUCUGCCCUUGCCUCAAGUGUUGCUUUCCUUGGCAUCUUCGAAACUGGUUCACCAAUAUCUCCUGCUGCUCUCCAGGCUAUAGGAAGGGAGUGUAGCAGAGUAGAUGGUGAUAUAAAAGGUGCCCAUAGCCCAGUGGCCAGACUUGGACAGUGUGGAGGACUGCUGGCAGGUCUCAGGCCCCAUUAAGCAAGGAGUUAUCAACUUAAAGAGAACUCAUUCUGCAACCAUGCAGACUGCAGGAAGCAAGCUGAAUUUAACCAGAUUUGGAGUUUUGUCAUGAAAGUAUGAUAGAGGAAGAAAAGGGCAAGGAGUUGGGACUAAAUGCAAGGGAAUGAUUAUGACAUAAAAUUAAUACCAUAGACCACGGGAGCUAAGCUGGUUAAGGAGGGAAGGGAGGACUGGAAGGAAUGAGAGACAGUGAAAAGGACGUAGAACCCAUGAAUUUUGUGUCUUUAGAAGAAAAUGUCUUGAUUUUUUAAGUCAGUCCAAACUAUGUCCCUGCUCAGUGGUUGGGGAAUUAGGCUUAUGAGUAGGUGUUAUCUGGCACCCAUUCAGUACUCACUUAGAGCUAGAGGAGUUUUAUACACCAGACACCAGUCUGCCCCCCUGCAGCUGAAUGUAUUAGAGGUAGAACCACAAAGAGUCUUUUGUAAGUGGGUGUCUUAGUCAUCUAGUGCUGCUAUAACAGAAGUUCCACAAGUGGAUGGCUUUAACAAAGAAGUUUAUUCUCUCACAAUUCAGUAGGCUAGAAGUCUGAAUUCAGGGCAGCGGCUCCAUGGGAAGGCUUUCUUUCUCUGUUGGCUCUGCAGGAAGGUCCUUUUGAUGCAUCAGUCUUCCCUUUGUUUUUUGAGAUAUCUCAGCAAAGGAACCUCGGGGCCAAGGGACACGCCCUGCUCCCAGCACUGCUUUCUUGGUGGUAUGAGGUUCCCAACUCUCUGCUUAUUUCCUUUUCCUGUUAUCUCUUGAGAGAUAAAAGGUGGUGCAGGCCACACCCCAGGGAAACUCCCUUUACCUUGGAUCAGGGAUGUGACCUGGGAAGGGUGUUACAAUCCCACCGUAAUCCUCUUUAACAAAAAAUUACAAUCACAAAAUGAGGGACAACCACAGAAUACUGGAAAUCAUGGCAUAACCAAGUUAAUACACUUUUGGGGGACGUAAUUGAAUCCAUGACAGUGGGAAUGGUUGAUUUGGAGUGAAAGGAGAGCCAUGAAUAACGGUGUACAGGAUCAAGCAUGUGGGGCAGAGGAAACACCUUUCUUACUCUUCUCGGAUAUGUGUUCUGUCCUCUUUCUGCUCUCCAGAUUCCUUUCUGUUAACAAAGGGAAAAGAUGAUCUUUUUAUUCUCUUGUUUCAGGUUCUAAAGUAGCAACUGGUGACACAGAGGCGAUUCAAAAGCCUGAAUUUCCAACGAUGAAAAUUUUCAUCAGAUGAUGUCAGAAAAACUUCCAGUAAUGGAGUCCUCAGCCCCUGAGUCUGGGGAAGACCCUGAACCCAGAUUAGGGGGGCUAUUGAGAAACUCAGAAGGGCAGAGCCUGAGGAAUUCUUCUCAGGCAGCAGGUUUUAGACAGGUGACAGUUACCCAUUGGAAAAUCCAAACAGGAGAGACAGCCCAGAUGUGUAAUAAAUCAGGAAGAAGUCCAAUUCUGAACUCCAAUCUUCUUAUACUUCAGAGAGAGCUUAUAGAAGAGGAAGCUCAUCAAUGUGAUUCUUGUGGCAAGAGCUUCACAUUUCAUUCGGACCUAAUUAGACAUCAGCUUUCUCAUAGUGGGGAGAAAGUUUAUAAAUGUGAUCACUGCGGGAAAGGCUUCAGCCAAAGCUCACACCUUACUGAGCAUCAGAGAAUUCACACGGGAGAAAGACUCUAUGUAUGUAAUGUAUGUGGAAAAAACUUCAUUCACUAUUCAAAUCUUAUUGAGCAUCAGAGAAUACAUACAGGAGAAAAACCAUUCAAAUGUACUCAGUGUGGGAAAGCCUUCUGUCACAGCUCAGAUCUUAUUCGACACCAGAGAGUUCAUACCCGAGAGAGACCUUACGAAUGCAAAGAAUGCGGAAAGGGCUUCAGUCAGAGUUCAUUACUUAUUCGACAUCAGAGAAUCCACACAGGAGAAAGACCCUAUGAAUGUAAUGAAUGUGGAAAGUCCUUCAUUCGGAGCUCAAGCCUUAUCCGCCAUUAUCAGAUCCAUACAGAAGUGAAACAGUACGAAUGUAAAGACUGUGGAAAGGCCUUCCGGCAUCGAUCGGACCUUAUUGAACAUCAGAGAAUCCACACUGGAGAGAGACCUUUUGAGUGCAAUGAAUGUGGGAAAGCCUUUAUCCGGAGUUCAAAGCUUAUUCAGCAUCAGAGAAUUCAUACUGGAGAAAGACCAUAUGUAUGUAAUGAAUGUGGGAAACGUUUCAGCCAGACAUCUAACUUUACUCAGCAUCAGAGAAUUCACACUGGAGAGAAACUCUAUGAAUGUAAUGAAUGUGGGAAAGCAUUCUUUCUGAGUUCAUACCUUAUUCGACACCAGAAAAUUCACACUGGAGAGAGAGUUUAUGAAUGUAAGGAAUGUGGGAAAGCCUUUCUCCAGAAGGCUCAUCUUACUGAACAUCAGAAAAUCCACACUGGGGAGAGACCCUUUGAAUGUAAAGACUGUGGGAAAGCUUUCAUUCAAAGUUCAAAGCUUCUUCUACAUCAGAUUAUUCAUACUGGGGAAAAACCCUAUGUAUGUAGUCAUUGCGGAAAAGGAUUUAUUCAGAGGUCAAACUUCAUUCAACAUCAGAAAAUUCAUACUGAAGAGAAACUCUAUGAGUGUAGUCAGUAUGAAAAAGAUUUUAAUCCGACCCCAAACUUUAAAAAUAAUCAGUGUGUUCACCAAGAGGGACUUGACUUGAAUAAGGCCCCCAUACAUUUGGGUGAGAAGUCUAUGUGUCAGGGGGAACAUACAGAUAACUUAUAAAAUAAUUAUUCUCCAACUCAAUGAGUGAUGCUUGGAAAUCUGUGUUGUAAAUCAUAAUUCAUAUGGCUUUUAAGAUUUGGAUGCAUCAAUUUCCCAAAGUCACAGAUGGUACUGCUUUUUGAGUGUGCACCACCAGUACCGCUCUGUAGCAGUACCGGGCGUCAUUACUCUUCCUCAGACGUGAACGCUUGUCCUCUAGAGCUACGUGAUUUUACAGCUGACUUUGAGCUGGAACAGGUCAAGAGAAGGUUUCUAUAUUUCAUAAUUGCAGUCAUCCUAGAGUUAUAUCCCUUUUGGAGUGGAACUAUGUAUCUAAUCUUACCACUUAAAACAAUAUUGCCCAACAAAUUUUUGUUUCUCAAAAAGGCAGGUUGGAGAAUGAUACUUUCUUAUUUAAAACCACUGACUGGUCCCCUGUGGUCCCUAGGACAAAGUCUAAGCUCUCUAGAAUAUAUCCUGAGGCCUUCUGCUUCAUUGACCUCCUCUCCCACUGCUGAACUUCCUGCCACAGAGUCGAUGCCCCAGCAACACUAACUGCUUAAUGCCUCUCACGUCCACCAACCUCUCUCCUACUUUGGCCUUUAUUCUUGUCGAAGGGCCUUCUCACCUCGUUAACUCCUACUCAUCAUUCAAGACUCAUCUCAGGCAUCAUGUCAAGGAAAUUUUCCCUCAAGCUUAGCUAGAUUCCCCUCUUCUGUGCUUCCAUGUUCAAUACCCGUCUCUGUUACUGCGCUUACUGUGAUAUGUCAGAGUUACGUUUUUAUACACAAUAUCAUGCUGUGUGUUUCCUGAGGACGGUGAUCAUGCCUGAUUCAUUUAUGUGCCCCCAGUGCCUAGCACAAAGGCAAUAAAAAACACACCCCAAAAUCUAUGUGUAAUUGACAGCCUCUUUGUCAUUUCUAUACUUUUUAAAAUUGCUGGGUGUGUUUUGUUUGUACUGGUAGAAUCUUCUAUUAGAAAUAUCUUUUUUCUUAGCACUGUGAUAUCUUCUGUUCUUAUAUAGCUCAGAAGCUGCAGGCAGUAGCCAGUAUAAGAGUAGGGUUCCUCAUAUUUAUUGCCUUUUUUUUUUUUAGGCCACACCCAUAACUUCACUUGUUUUGGAGAGCAUUGUCUUACCUUAGUUGUUGAAGCUUUGUAACCCACCCAAGGUACACAUAAUCUCUAUGAACUAUGUAUCUUUUUGUUUCCUAGCAGGAAAAAAAUGAUGGAAUACAACUCAUUCUGUCACUUUUGGUACUCUCUGGCUUGUUUUAUCACUCAUUUGAAAAUGAGUUGAUAUCUACAAAGACCCGUGCUAGAUAUUGGGAAAGGAGAGAUGGGUAAGUCAGCAGCCAUCCUCAAGUCAUUCAGAGUUUAGUAGGGAAGACAGGAAGAUCGCAAUACAAGGUAGGAGUUGAAAUAGAAGUGUUUUUGAGCUGUGUAGGAGAAUAGAUAAGGAAGUUACUAAUUUGGCAUGGAGGAUCUGGGAAGGAGUCACAGAAGAGGUGACAUUUGAGCUGGUCUAGAGAGAGAAAUAGACAUCAGCUAGAGAAGAAAAUGACCUGGGAGGGGUAGCUGUGUGCAGAGACAGGGAAGCAUGACAGAUCCCUCUUUUGGCAGGACUAUUCAAAAGUAAGCAACUUUUGUGGUACAGUGGAUAACUGCCAAGCAAAACUGUUAGUGUUUGCCUCUGAAUUUCUUCACCUGGAAUAUUAACCAGAACAAUCAGUUCUAAAAUGAUAAAAAAAAUUUUUUCCCAUGAGGGGUAUUUUGAGUUCUUAAAUUACACCAACCCUAGAAGCUUUGAGGAGACAAGUAUUUUGAAAAGGACAUACAGUACCCCGUCUUCUGGAAAAGUCAUCAUUGCCAUAAAUGUUUUAAAUGGUAUGGAAGCAGAUGUUACCAGACUUUUUAUACCAUAAAAUAUCCAUUUUAAGUGUAAAGUUUGAGUUUUGGUAAAUGCAUACAUCCAUGUAA
Molecule: messenger RNA, 14338 nt
Organism: Loxodonta africana (African savanna elephant)
Lineage: Eukaryota; Metazoa; Chordata; Mammalia; Proboscidea; Elephantidae
Gene: ZNF623
Product: zinc finger protein 623
Exons: 2
Coding region: 10871-12382 (503 amino acids)
Source: RefSeq, a predicted model, not a curated record